GGCCCGGCCCCUCCCUAGAGGGAGCAGCGCGACAGUGGGCUGCGGGCGCCGCCUCUGCUGCAUCGGUGGCUGCGCGUUCCGCUCGGCCCAGCCCAGCUCGGAAUUGGAGCCCGCGCGCGCCGCGCUGCCUUCCCCUCCUCCUCUGCCACCGCCCUGUGGGCAGCUCCCCCGGGCCACACGCAAGUUCGAUCCUCCUUUCCCUGGUUUACGGAUUUCCGAGGGCGAAGAAUUUCGCCUCGGUCCCUGCGAGUGCCUCUCGGCCUCUAGCCCUCUCCCCUCGCGAUUCCCCCUUCCCGUGGGCGCGCGCGCGCACGCUCACACACACACACACACACACACACACGCACACUCACACUCGCCGGCGCGCGUGCGCACGGCCGCGCGCCCUGAGCCGCGGAGUCUCCACCGCCUCUCAGCAGCUCCCACUGUCUCCGGCGCCGCUACUCACACAGGCUUCCAGCCGCCACUGGGCGUCCUCUGUCUGCGGUAGCGCGGCUGAGGCGGCGGUGGGAAAGGUAGCUGCAGCCCGGCGCGGUCUCAGAGCUCCGUGCCCUGGACCGAGUCCGGGGAGAAGCGGAGAAGGAGGACGCCGAGGCGAGGAGGAGCCGCGCCGCGCCCGGGUCCGCGCGGCUGGCUGCCUCCGCUACGGGUACCGCGGCCCCAGAAGCCUUGUCAGUGGAAAACAAACAGCAACUGAUGCAAGCUAAUGUUGACAACUUUAUAUCAUUACGCCUCUGAUUUCCUUUUCUUGUCUCACAUUGUUGGCCUGAAGUAGUGAUCGCUCGCAGGUCCUUUGCAGCCAGCAUGAUGCCAUCUUUAUAACCCGUGGAGGAGAGAGCGCUCACCAUGUUCAGAGCAGCUGUCAUUGAAACGUUCCCUGUUCUCUGCACACCUACACAGUAAAUGGGUAUUUGGUCCUUGGGAGAACUAGCGCCCUGGAGAGCCGCCAUGCUUGAUUACUGUGCAACCAGCCCCAGAGAGGCAUUGUGUCUCUGAGUCACCUGAGCUCUGUGCUGCUGCCUUCCUGCUGUCCACCCACCUCUCUUCACCUCUGACGGUCUUCCCCUAGUGUCUGCAGGCUCUUCUGGGACGACUGUCUCAAAGGGAAGUGCCUCUCAGAAGCAUCUGGCAUGUCAGAGCUACAGCGUCUUCCAUGGGACUUCCUUUGUGAACAGCUUCCAUUUAAAAGAGUUGUGUGAAUACCUUGUUUCAGUCAAGUUCCCAAAGAACACAUUUGUCUUCUGAUCUGCUGGAGGUCUUAAGGAAGCUACUAGAGAAUGAGCUCCACAAAAAUGAGGAUGUAAACCAAGAAAGAGGAAACCAUGGGAUCCAGGAAGCGGGGGACCCAACACAGGCGAGAGGCACAGGGGUUUCGCAAGAUGGUGUUAAAAAGAAGCCCCAGGACAACAGAAUCCGACGAUCUCCGUGGGGACCCUGCACUCAGCCAUCAAAGCACUCCCGCCCCUCAGGAUGCUCGUAACUCAAUAGUAGAUGCAGGCGGCCUUGAAAGCAUCACACAGUGUCCCCAGCAGCUUCCUCAGAUGAUGGCUGCAGCAGCCGAUGGUUUGGGGAGUCUCGCGAUCGACACAACCCAGCUGAACAUGUCAGUGACGGACCCCACUGCCUGGGCCACCGCUAUGAAUAACUUGGGCAUGGUUCCCGUGGGGUUGCCUGGACAGCAGCUCGUGUCGGACUCAAUCUGUGUACCAGGCUUUGAUCCAGGCCUCAACAUGAUGACUGGGAUCACCCCUAUUAACCCAAUGAUACCAGGCCUGGGGCUGGUACCCCCACCGCCAACAGAAGUGGCUGUCGUCAAAGAAAUAAUCCACUGCAAAAGCUGUACUCUUUUCCCCCAAAACCCAAAUCUUCCACCUCCCUCCACAAGAGAACGACCUCCCGGGUGUAAGACCGUGUUUGUCGGGGGAUUACCAGAAAACGCCACUGAGGAAAUCAUCCAAGAAGUCUUUGAGCAGUGCGGUGACAUCACGGCGAUUCGGAAAAGCAAGAAGAAUUUUUGUCACAUUCGCUUUGCAGAGGAGUUCAUGGUUGAUAAAGCCAUUUACCUUUCUGGUUACCGGAUGCGCUUAGGGUCUAGCACGGACAAAAAGGACUCAGGCCGGCUGCACGUGGACUUCGCCCAGGCCCGGGACGACUUCUACGAGUGGGAGUGCAAGCAGAGGAUGCGCGCCCGCGAGGAAAGGCACCGGCGCAAGCUGGAGGAGGACCGGCUGCGGCCACCCUCGCCGCCGCCCAUCAUGCACUACUCGGAGCACGAGGCCGCGCUCUUGGCCGAGAAACUGAAAGACGAUAGCAAGUUUUCAGAGGCCAUCACAGUGCUGCUCUCCUGGAUUGAGCGAGGGGAAGUAAACCGGCGGUCCGCAAACCAGUUCUAUUCCAUGGUGCAGUCGGCCAACAGCCAUGUCCGCCGGCUGAUGAACGAGAAAGCCACCCAUGAGCAGGAGAUGGAAGAGGCCAAGGAGAAUUUCAAAAAUGCCUUAACCGGGAUCCUCACUCAAUUUGAGCAGAUUGUGGCCGUUUUCAACGCUUCUACCAGACAAAAAGCUUGGGACCAUUUCUCGAAAGCUCAGCGCAAGAACAUAGACAUUUGGCGAAAGCAUUCUGAGGAGCUCCGGAACGCUCAGAGUGAGCAGCUUAUGGGCAUCCGCCGAGAAGAAGAGAUGGAAAUGUCAGAUGAUGAGAACUGUGACAGCCCUACUAAAAAAAUGAGAGUUGAUGAAUCAGCCCUGGCCGCCCAGGCCUACGCGCUUAAAGAAGAGAACGACAGCCUCCGGUGGCAGCUGGACGCUUACAGGAACGAAGUGGAGCUGCUGAAGCAGGAGAAGGAGCAGCUGUUUCGAACGGAAGAAAACCUGACCAAGGACCAGCAGGUGCAGUUCCUGCAGCAGACCAUGCAAGGCAUGCAACAGCAAUUGCUGACCAUCCAGGAGGAGUUAAACAACAAAAAGUCAGAAUUGGAACAAGCAAAGGAAGAGCAGUCACACACACAAGCAUUACUCAAAGUCCUCCAGGAACAAUUGAAGGGUACCAAGGAGUUGGUCGAGACCAAUGGCCACAGCCAUGAGGACACAAAUGAAAUUAAUGUGUUGACAGUCGCAUUGGUCAACCAAGACCGAGAGAACAAUAUUGAGAAAAGAAGCCAAGGCUUAAAAUCAGAGAAAGAAGCUCUGCUAAUCGGCAUCAUAUCAACGUUUCUUCACGUCCACCCCUUUGGAGCCAAUAUAGAAUAUCUCUGGUCAUACAUGCAGCAGCUGGACUCCAAGAUAUCUGCAAACGAAAUCGAAAUGCUUUUGAUGAGGUUGCCACGCAUGUUUAAACAGGAAUUCACAGGCGUGGGAGCAACGCUGGAAAAAAGGUGGAAGUUGUGUGCCUUUGAAGGAAUUAAAACUACCUAACUGUGAAGAGCAGCAAAGUCUCUGGAUAUGAAACUGCCCGAACCCAGCCAGGGCUGUGCAGUGUGAGCCCAGGAGGUUUGGGGCUGGUCCAGCGCAGGACCUUUAUGGAGCCAUCAGAGCCUGACUUUAGUUACAUCUGUGGAGUUCUCUUGUGAGUGGAAAUGUAAUUGUGUACCGGUUCCCUAAAACAAACAAAGCUUCAUACUGUGACAGAUAUGUUUGCUAUGAAAACCAACGAUUCCACAGUCAUGAUGGCAAAACCUUAAAAUAUGCUACAUUUGAGAAUAGCUCACCAAGUAAAAUAUUUAAAGUUAAUGAUGGUGUGGCAAUGGUUGUUGCUAGGCUACAGAGUUGUUGUAUAUGUAAUCUAUAGCUGAAAUCAUUCAAUGACAUUUUCCUGAAAGUCUUUCUGUUUUAGUAAAAAAAAAAAAAAAAAAGAGAGAGAGGAAAAAAAGUAAUUUUACAGUGAGAAAAAAAAUCAUACCAAAAGAAAACUUGAAUAUGUGUCUGAACAGUUACUGUAUUUUGUAAAUUAAGUUAUAUGCUGUUCUAGGGACUUUUGCCUUAUUGAAGAGGCAGAAGAUGUGAUUGGACUCCUUGAGAAUGCUUUACCAAGAAUAUUAUUUUUCUAAUGUAACAAUUCUCCAUCAUAAGUUCUUUUAACAUGGACUGCAUAACAAUUUUCAUAAAAUGUAAAUAAAAGAAAAACUAGUGCUACUGUCUUGUACUUGGUAUAAAAUUCAGGUUUCUGCAUCAAAAUAAACAUUCAGUAAAUAUUCCUGUUACAAAUUUUAUAGCAAAGAUAUUAAUUUUUUUCAAUAAAUAUGACUU
Molecule: messenger RNA, 4244 nt
Organism: Physeter macrocephalus (sperm whale)
Lineage: Eukaryota; Metazoa; Chordata; Mammalia; Artiodactyla; Physeteridae
Gene: ENOX1
Product: ecto-NOX disulfide-thiol exchanger 1
Exons: 22
Coding region: 1323-3413 (696 amino acids)
Biological process (GO): ultradian rhythm
Cellular component (GO): external side of plasma membrane; plasma membrane
Molecular function (GO): NADH dehydrogenase activity; RNA binding; protein disulfide isomerase activity
Source: RefSeq, a predicted model, not a curated record